Molecule: messenger RNA, 3886 nt
Organism: Saccostrea echinata
Lineage: Eukaryota; Metazoa; Mollusca; Bivalvia; Ostreida; Ostreidae
Product: putative ankyrin repeat protein RBE_0220
Exons: 3
Coding region: 812-3688 (958 amino acids)
Molecular function (GO): protein binding
Source: RefSeq, a predicted model, not a curated record
GGUUACAAUGGAAAUUAUGAUGAGUUUGAUGUCGCAUUUAUUUACAUUUUAUUACGGAAUCUUGCAAAUAUACCCUCACAUGUUAACGGCUGGGGGGAAACACCUGAUCCAAAUGACAGAUCCGUCGCUGCAAACAUAGAACGCAUAAGGAUUUUAAGAAACGAGUUUUGUCACAAGUCAUCCCUUUCUCUAUCCGAUUCAGAUUUUACAAAUGUUUGGAGUAAAUUUAAACAAGCAGUUCGAGAGUUAGACAUGCAUCUUUCCAAUGGAGGUGUAUAUGAGAAGGCUCUUAAUGACCUUGAACACAAAUCAAUGGAUCCGACAGAGACGACCUUCUGGCAAAAGACAAUGAAAAGGAGACUUGAGGAAGAAAUUCAAUGCAAAAGAGAUAUAAAGAAACUGAAAACUGGACAGAGGAAAUUAAAUGCUAAGCUGAAGGAUAAAAACAGUCCCAUUCCUCCCAAUAUUCAAGCAAUGCAUGCAGCUAAACUUGAGGAAUGGAGAAAAGACGACAUCCAUUAUUACGAACCAUCAUUUUUUAAAUCAUUAAUGCAAAAAUUGGAAAAAAAAUAUUUGCAUCUUAGUAGUUGGUGGGCCUGGCAGCGGAAAAUCGGCUACUAUCAAACAUAUUGCUUUGCAAUUCAAAAAUUGUGAAUAUGAAGUGGUUCCCAUCGCAAAAAUCAAAGAAAUAAUAACCUAUGGAGAUAUAAGGAAAAAACAAAUUUUUACGUUGGACAACGCUUUUGGGGAUAUUGGUUUCAAAGAAAGUCUUCAUGACAAAUUUAAGCAAUACUUUGAAAAUAUAUGCACAAUGUUGAGUAAUGACUCCAAACUUCUAAUGACAAGCAGAACAGUUGUGGAGAGGGAGGCUGAGAGGUUUGGGUUACAUAGUGCAAUCUUGGAAAAUGUCUUCAAUCUGGAUGAUGAGAAAAACCACUUGACAAGCAACGAUAGAAUGGAAAUUUUAUCAUGUCAUUUGAAAGAAUCUUCUUCGUUCUCGAAACUCAAAGAAUACGUUGAGGGGACUGACAAAAUAAUUAUGUUUCCCUUGCUCUGCAAAUUGAUUUCAUCAAAUUCUGCUUAUGAAAGAGAAAGUUACCAAUUCUUUAAGGAACCAUGUCAGCUUAUUUUGAAAUAUUUACAAGAACUAGAGAAGACAAAAAGAAUACACUAUGCUUCCUUGGUGAUAUGCAUGCUUAACAAGGGCAAGAUUUCAAAAGAGGACAUUGAAGAAAAGCCAUGGAUUAAAUCAGUUUUGCACAAGUGUUGCAGAGUACCAACAAGCACAGAAAUUUGGGAAUUUCCAGAUGCUUUAUCGGAUAUGAUAGGAACGUAUGUGACGAAAACUCCUGAUGGAUUCGUUUUUGUACACGACAUAUACUUUGAAGUUAUUGUCUAUUAUUUUGGGACACAAUAUCCCGAGGAAAUAAUCGAACGACUGGCAAGCGAACUGAUAUCAGACAAGCUUGUCUUACAGGAAAAUGAGAAAAUCAGUGAUUUGCAAAUUCACAUAAAACAAAACAUGUUUCCGCGUCUUGCACGAAGACUGAUAAAGGAGUUAAAAGACCUUAAGCUGUAUGUUGUAUUUGAUUCCAAAUUCCUGCAUAAUACAGAAUUACAAAAUUAUUUUCUUGAAUAUCUGAAGCAAGAUUUUUCCUACAAGGACAUCAAAGAAAUCUUUCUGAAACCUACAGAUAAAUUCAACAGUAGCCUUUUACUUCAGGUUCCGGGAGAUAUGAAGUGUAUAAAUGAACUAACAAAUAUUGAUUUCCUUGCUCGUGCACUUAUAGAAAAUGCCCAAACAAUGACAAUUGAUGAUUCAUCUGAAGAUGAAGAUGAAUAUAAAUCAGAGAUGCUAAUUAAACCCAAAGUAAAACAAGUAAUUCCUUUGAGCUGGGCUGUGGCAUACGGACACAGCUUCCUUCUGCAAUACUUAGUUGGAACUAUGAAAGCUCAUGAUUCAACUAAUAUUCUAGGAUUUGACAAUGAAGAACAGUCACGGUAUUUAGUUUUAGCAUGUUACUCAAAAUGUGCUGAUACCGUUAAUUUUGUGCUUAGGCAUGUAAGCGAUGAUUGUGUCAACUUGCCACCAAUAAAAAGAGAAAGUGAAAGACAGGAUGUUCCAAUCCAUUAUAAUUUCACACCACUGAAGAUGGCUAUACUACGUGGAAGUUCUAAAAUAGUGCAAAUAUUGAUCAAAGCAAAUGUUGACAUCAAUGCCAUGGAUUUUGCAGGAAUAACUCCCAUUUGGACAGCAAUAAAUGCAUCUCAACACUCCAUUUUUAACGAACUCAUAAGUAGAAAAGCCGAUGUUAAUACCUUUGGAAAAGGAAUUUUAUCACCUCUCAUACUUGCAGCACGCUUAAACAAAAGUGAAGUUUUAGACACUUUGCUUAAGAAUGGUGCAGAUUGUAAUUAUCGAAGUACUUCUCGUGAAACAGCUUUAUACUGGGCUUCUCGUGUUGGCAAUUUUAAAUCUGUAAAACAAUUAAUAGAAUAUAAAGCUGAUGUAUCUUUGUAUGUUGAUGGGGACAAAUCACCGUUCUGUAUUGCAGCGAAAAAUGGAAGUCGAGCAAUACUCGAGCUUCUGUUUUCAAAUGGAGCAAAAUGCAAUCUCCUUGAUGAAAAUGGAUGCCCUCCAAUUUACUUAGCUUCUUAUGCAGGACAUGCAGAAAUCGUUAAGUUUUUAUUAGAAAAACGUGCAGAUAUAAACAUCAACAUGUAUAAUCCAUUGCUUGCAGCUAUAACAAAUCGGUAUGCUGACAUUGCGAUUAUGCUAAUACAAGCUGGAGCAAAUCGCAAUGAACAUAAUACAUCACGGGGCUUUACUACACCCUUACAUGAAGCUGUAAAAGAAAAUAUGGCAGAUAUCAUUCAGGUUCUGCAUGGACAUAACCUCAAUUAUAGAGCUCAAAACGAUGAAUAUAUAACUCCUUUAGAAGCUGCAAUAUGGAUGGGACGAAAAGAAAUAGUACAUCUUUUAAUAAAAGGAGAGAAUUCUAUUAAGAAUGGAAGUGGAAAUGAACAUUUGUUUGAAGCUAUGACAAAACUACGGUCCUCUAAUCUCAGACUCAAUCAUAAAGAUGAGAUUGAGGCAGAGGAUAAAGACGAAAUCUUAAUUGUAUCAACGUCUUCACUUUUUUAUGAUGUUCUUGCAUACGAUACGUAUUCAUCUCUUGAUAGUUUAUUGUCUCUUGGUUUACGUGGAGACCGAUUUCUUAUAAAACCUAGACUAAGAGAGGACUAUUGGUAUAUUUCCUUACUAGGAAGACAGGAGCUUAGUAAGUAUGGAAACUAUCUGACACAUUAUAUUAUCGAAAAUAGAGAUUCCAGUUGUAUCAAAUCUAUAGUUGACCAUAAUUUCCAGACAAAACCGAAAACAGAAUAUCAGAGGAAACCUUUCGUGAAAUCCCAGACAAAAUUUAAUUCCGAUUGGGACUUUUGGGACUUUCUUGACCAGUUUGACGAGAUAACCCAGAUUGCUCAUACCGAUUGCUACAUGAACCACAUAAUGGACAAUACUCAAUCAAUGUUACACUUUAUUCUAAGAAGCAUUCAUAGCACCGAGACGUUAAUUCGUUAUUCUUUAGUUGAGGACGAGUCUGACUAUAGAAUGGACAUUGAAAACCUGAAAAGUACACUGAGGUUGUAUAUUAAACCAAGAAUGAGGAGGCAUUCGUUUCCCUAGUCUCUUCGAAAACUGAUUGGUUCAAGUUUCGGAGGUAUACAAAGAAACAUUUACUCUGACACCUAUAUUUUUUUAAUGAAUGGUAGAAGUUUGUCGCACGUGUACGUACUGCCUUUUUAUUUUGAUUUCAAACAUUUACAGGCGAUUGCUUAUCGGUCGCAGGAGCGGGCGAUCCAUUUGUGGUGUUUGAAAGUGCAU